Messenger RNA from Chrysemys picta bellii (western painted turtle), 4791 nucleotides. The record is from RefSeq and is a predicted model, not a curated record. Lineage: Eukaryota; Metazoa; Chordata; Testudines; Emydidae.
UGGCAGCAACCAACGUACACACACUAGGGCUCCAGGCAGCGGCGUCGGUCUCGCUCCAGCCGCGCUGCAGCCCCUGGUUGUCGCCGCAUCCCGCGGGUGUAGAAGGGGAAGGGCCAUGAACCUGGGAGAUGGAUUAAAGCUUGAAACUGAAAUUUUGGAUGGAAAACCUAGGCUAAUUUUGGCUUCAUAUGUGGGUAAAUCAAAAUCCACAGUUAAGAUGGAUAAUAAAGCUAAAAUCCUCAAACAUACAUUGAGAACAAAACAGUCUGGACAUGUUCUGAAAUCAACACAAAAUUCCUGUGUCAAGCAUGAACAUAUUUUAGCAAAACCCAGAAGUGGAUCAAGAUGGUCAGCAAUAAAAGGUGAAAAAAACUGUGUGACUUUGUCAUCAUCUAAAGAUUCAUCAAAGGAAUCCUUAAAUAAAAACCAUGCUUUGAUUAUCCAAAAAGACAACACAACUGGAAUGCCGGAUUUACAGAACCCUAAUAAAAUUGCUGUUAAAAAGCCCAAACAGAAGUCUCAAAAACCUCAUAUCUCAGGUGAAGAUCUAAGGAACAAUUUGGUGUGUUUAACACAAGAGCAACUUGAACAGAUUCUGAUGACUGUAAAACAAGGAACCAAAAUUGAAUCCCAGGCCCAGGAGGAAAAGCAAGAAGAAACAAGCCAAAACAAAAACUCUGAUAGUAGCACUGCUGCUAAUCAGGCCCCACAAGAGGAGAACAUUAUGGGAUUACUCCAAAAAGCUGAUGAAGUUUCAUCUGUUUCAAAUGAAAAUAAUUAUGCCUCAGGCAGAAAACAAGCAGCUUCUGAGCAGACUGAACAGAAAGUUAUUAAGAAUUCAUGGAAACCAGCUGACAUGUUUAGUACCCUAGGUGAAAGAGAAGAGGAUAAAAUUUUGUUAGAUGCAAAGAAGUCCCAGUGGAAGAAGGAACUAGAUGAACAGAUAGCUUUAAAGAAGAAAUUAAAAGAAACUUUGGAGCGACAGACGAAAUACUACCAUUGGGAGAAAACGGAUGGCGAUGGUGAUAAAACCCAUUUGGAAAAACUGAAGCCAGUUAAUCAAGCUAAAAUGACAUUUCCAGCUGAUUUGAGCAUUGCUACUGAGGAAAACCACAUUUUUAGAACCACUUUGGUCACAGAGGCUAGUGAAGUUGCACCCAGUGUUUCAAGUGGACCAACUGGACAAUCAUCUAAUUUCAGUUCUCCUGACUUGCCAGCUGCCAUUCGUACAGCAUUUGUGUUAGGGGAAGCUACACCAGUGGAGCACCCCUUUAGUGCCAUGAAACGAGAACAACAGAAGAAGUGGCUUCUAGAUCUGGACAAACAAAAGGAAGAGGCUAAGCUACGAAAAAUAGAGGAAAAACAUAAUUUAUCAAAGGCUGAGGAGCAUGAGAGAUGGGCAGUGCAUUUUGAUUCUUUAAAGAACUACCCUCGUGCUAAUCCACAACACCCCAUAAAUGGAACAUACACCAAGCAGCCUGAAAUUCUUUGCCUGUCCCCCGAAUCUCAGGCCCUGACUGCUGUUAUUCAUCCUUUUACACCUGCAGCUUUAGGCCAUCUCAUACAUUCAAAGGUGGAGAAUGUAGAAAAAACUGUUGAGAACCCUACUUCGGAACAAAGUCAAAAAGCCAGUUUUCUACGGUCAAUGACAGCUCUCUUGGAUCCUGCACAAAUUGAGGAAAGAGACAGGAGGCGGCAGAAACAGUUAGAACAUCAGAAAGCUAUAAUGGCUCAAGUAGAGGAAAAGCGAAGAAAGAAGCAGCUGGAGGAAGAGCAAAGAAAAUGGGAAGAACAACAAGAAGAACACCGCUUAGCACGAGAACGAGAACUGAUGCAAAAACAGUUUGAAGAGGAUAUGCUCAAACAAAAACAAAAGGAAGAAAUCAUGACUCUUAAAACAAAUGAGCUCUAUCAGACAAUGCAGAGAGCACAAGAACAGGCACAGAGAUUGAAACAGGAACAACGUAUUCGAGAGUUGGCUCAAAAAGGACAUGACAUCUCAAAACUGCAGAAGAAUCUUGGGGGUGGGGGUGGCGGCGGUGAUAAAAUAUGUGAGAGUUAUAAUACUGGCCUUUCAAAUGUAAGUCAUGAUCAUUGUUCUGAUGAAGUGAGCAGUAAGAUGCAUCAAGAUGUAAAAACCGUAACCUCUCCUCGGAAAGAUACUGCUGUGCAGACAGAUGACUUUGACACCAGAGCAUACAUCAGAACUGAAACAUGUACUGAGCCAGUUGUAGAAAGAAGAACUGUGGACUGUACAUCUCCAGAUAUUUCCAUAGAAUAUAAAGAGAAAUUUAACAUCAAAAAAUGCAAGAAAGAAAUGCAGUAUCCAGAUAAAACUAAAAUUUCAGAAAAAGAGAAUAACGGCAGUUACAGUGAUUUAUAUAACCAAUUUGCAAGAAAAGAGAAACAAACAAAACCUAUGGAAAAAUAUGGAAAGAGACCCGACUGGAACAUAAACAAACCUGGGAAAAGGUAUAUUCCAGCAUCAGAAAGAUACCCUAGACGGCUACAAAAGCAAAGGGAGGAAAAGAAAGUAAGACGACAGAUAGAGCUGCUUCAAUUGGUAGAAAGAAAUACUCCUGGCAAACUCUGCCAAAAGAAAGAAAUCUCUCCAGAAAGGUCUCCUUCACCUCACCAGGAAACUAAUACAAAGAGUAAGGGACAUGCAGUCACAAAGGAGGAACAAUCUCAGAAGAGUCAUUUGAAUGAAGAAAGAUCUGAAUCACCACCUGUUCCAGCAGUUAAAAACAGAUUAUACCAAGUACAACAAAGGCAGAUAAAUACUUCUAAUUUCCCAAUUCAGAAUGGCAAUAGCGGAAGAGAGAAAAAUAUCAACACAGACAUGCAACAGAGGAAAUCGUCUUCUCCAGUUAUUGAAGCUGAACGGCCACCCUCUUCUCAUUUUAUUCCCUAUGUGCGAACAAAUGAAAUUUAUUACCUUGAUCCAGAUGCACCAAUGACUAGACCUUCAACACAUGAUCCACAAUAUCGACAGUUUAAUGAUUCUUGCCAUACACCACGACAGAUUUUUAGUUCUGAUCAUGUGAGAGAUCCACUUCUUAAUCCUAAUGUGGUGAAAAACAGAGACCGACAACAGGCAAUCCUCAAAGGACUAUCAGAAUUACGCCAGGGUCUCCUCCAGAAGCAGAAGGAGUUGGAGACUGGUCUAAUUCCAACCAUAAAUCAAGAAGAAAACUUUAUUUCUCCAUUUUAAAAAAGGUACACAUGUAUACAAAAACAUUCAGCUUUAAAAAUGUCAGGCACAGCACUUUAUAUUUGCUACUGUAAUUUACUAACUGCAUCUAAAUCUUUUUUAACCAAGGUCUUAGCUCCUACAUGAAAUGUGACAGGUUAUGUGGUUUUGUUCCCUUUCCUCCUCCCCCCAUGUGGUUGUUUGAAGAUGCUUGAAUCUAAUAUAUAAUGCAUUUGCUGUUUAGAACGGUCUUCUGCUUUGAACAUUUCUUAAGAUUAUGUAGUAGGAAAACAGCAGUAUAGAAAGUUUUUAUUUACAUUAAUUUUUUGUAGAAUUUAAAAUGUAUGUAUUUUUGGUAUAAAUAAAUGUAUUAAAUAUUUAAUGACAUACCAAUUUUUUCCUCACACUAAAAAAAAAAAUUAGACCAAAUAUCUUCCCCUUUCAGUGUUGCCUUGCCGAAAAAGCUGUCUGAUCACUUAGAUAAAUAAUUUGUGUGCUAGUGAGCAACCCAGCAAUAAAAAAAACAGCAUAUGUAUUGAAUAAGCUAGCUAAAACUGAAUGGCAGUGCUUAUUGUCCAACUAUGCCAGAAAGAGGACAAGAGACACGCAGCAUGGUUUAGUUAGGUCACAACUUCCUUCUUAAAAGUCUGGGAGUACCUGGCCGAUAGAAGUGUACAGUGCAGAUAAUUCCAUAAUCAUUUCAAUAUAUAGCUAGGAGCUUCUAUCAGCUCUCCCCCUUAUCUACCCUCGUUCCCAGCCACCCCACAGCAGGGACCUCACCUUCCCCCCUCCUCAAAUGAGGGUUAAGGGAGACUAUAAAGAAGGGGGAGAGUUGGCUCCCUGCUAUACCAGCCAUAGGAGUCCCAACCCUCCCCUCCCAUUUCUUCUCCUUUAAAUCCUUUACCAGUGCAUUUUAUUUGAUACAGUAGCCCUUCCCCAUGGAAUACCUGCAGUGGGCGUCUGCCAAAAGAGGCACCAGCAAUUAGCUUGGCUACCCCUCCCCCAGUUAACCAGGUGCCCAGACAUCUCCUAAUGCCCCCUUUAGUAUCAGCCAAAAACUUCUCAGCUCCCAACUCUGACAGGUGGAUCCCAUCCUCCCUGAAUAAUUCUGGUGCCUCAUAUACAAUGCCUGGAUGUGAAAAGACUGACCCUCCUAUGACAUCCAUGAAUUUGGCCACCUGCCUCUUCACAUACCUCCUAGCCUAGCCUUGUUGAACCCUAAACUCUCUCAUUAUAUACACGAGAACCACACACAUCUGAAUGUGCGCUUUGUAAUAGAGUUGUUUCUGUAAGGCAAUCUGUCUAAAGUUUAAUGAUGAAAGGAAAUUGAGAGUAUUUUUCUUCAUGAUGACUUUGCAUGUGCCAUACAGUGGCUUAGUUCCUAAUAGUUUAUUCUAUAAUACAGAAUACAGUUUGAUAUUCCAGAAGGAAUAGCUUUUUGUAUCUAUACUAGAUACAGUAAAAUGAAGUGAAGGGAUUUCUAAAAUUAGAAGAACAGCUAUCUUUUUAUAGAAGUGUUUACUUAAGAUGCAUUGAGUAUUUUAAAAAUGAAUACCAGCUGGAAAUUACCAAAAAGAAGAAGGAGUACUUGUGGCAUC